This is a messenger RNA of Aegilops tauschii subsp. strangulata, 2239 nucleotides long. Its product is annotated as F-box/LRR-repeat protein At1g67190. Gene Ontology annotation, molecular function: protein binding. NCBI's taxonomy places the organism in Eukaryota, Viridiplantae, Streptophyta, Magnoliopsida, Poales, Poaceae. The record is from RefSeq and is a predicted model, not a curated record.
AGAUAGGAAGAAAGAAAAAAACAGGAAGAGACCCUACGGCCACCUUCAGUCGCAUCGCGCGGACAACGAGAUCCCGGCGGUCGGGUCACCGACGGCGGCAUCCAGGAGCGUGCCAAGCGCGCCCCGAGAUCUCGCUGAUCGUCGUCCUCGUCCGCGCCGGGGGAGUCCCAAGCGCGUCGUUGCCGCUGGUUGGGGUCGCGGACCCCUUCCACGGGCGGCGGCGACAAAUCGGUUACGGCGCGCGGGGCGGCGGUCGACUGAUUCCGGCGGGAGAGAGGAGGAGGCCGUUCUCGUUGGCGUCGUCGCCACCGUCGUUCCCGUUCUUCCUCAUCGAGUUCCUGCUAUCUCUACUCCGUCUACAAUCUUUGGCGAUUGGGUUUUGAGGGAAGGAAGGUGAUUGGAUCGAAAUUUAUGAUUCAUAGGAUUUAUCUAUUGAUGAUCGCACAUCCUGAUAUGUUUGCAACCCAGUGAAUUCCGUUGAGUACUUGUGUUGACUGUGAUUGGGCAAAUUCUGCAUUAGAUUUUUUGCUGAUAAAAUUGGACAUCAAUUGGCUGCAAAUUAUGGAGCACCUCCCGGUUGAAGUUAUUGGCAACAUUCUUGCACAUCUUAGUGCUGCACGAGAUGUCAUGGUUUCCUCUGCGGUUUGCCGGAAGUGGCGGGAGGCCUGCAGGAAGCAUCUCCAUUCACUGUCCUUCAAUUCAGACGACUUUCCUCGGGACAUGACCACACGUCAACUGGAGAUCAUCAUCACACAGACUAUAUUCCAGACGAUGGGACUGCAAUGCCUCUCUAUUCAUAUAGAUAACACACAUGAGUUCUCCGCAGCACCUGUGAUUGCAUGGCUAAUGUAUACCAGGGAGACGCUCCGGUGCCUGUAUUACAACAUCCAAACCAACCCUAAUGUAAACAUCCUGGAGAAGUGUGGUAGACAGAAGCUGGAGGUGUUGGAUUUGGACCAUAACACAAUCACCGGUGUUGAACCAAGCUACCAGAGGUUCACUUGUCUUAAAUCCCUUUAUUUGAGGCAUGUGAGCAUUUCUGCCCUGGAUUUGAGCCUUCUAGUUGCUGCUUGCCCCAAGAUCGAGUCAUUGGCACUUGAUGUUCUUGAGAUUGUCACUUCUGAUUCGCAGUCUACAAUGGAAUUAACAAGCCAUACCUUGAAAAGCAUCUUUGUAAAAACAGUUGGCGUGGAUAAGAUCAUACUCGAUGCAGAUAAUCUGGAGGUCCUGCACCUGAAUGCUUUGAACCUUGAUCUGUUUGAGCUCUCUGGGAAGGGUACACUAAAGCAUCUCAAGAUUGAUGAUGUGAGUGUUACACAUUUGGAUAUUGGGGAGAGUACCGAUCAUCUGGAGGUUGUGGAUGUGAGUAACUUUAUGAUAGUCUGGCCAAAGUUCUACAGUAUGAUAUCUAGAGCAUGCAACUUGCGGGUGCUACGUUUCUGGGGUGUUGCGUUUGAUGAUGAUGAUGAGAUUGUGGACUUGGAGACUGUUGCUGUUGCAUUUCCUCUUCUAAGGCAUCUUUCACUAAGUUAUGAAUUACGAGAUGGGCUACUGCAAGGAUUGUCACCACUGGAGAAUGUUUCGGUUCUGGAACUUGGUUGGACAGUAAUAAGUGAGCACUUUGGACCCUGGGUGUUUGGAAUGAUUGAAAAAUGUCCAAAUCUCAAGAAACUUGUCAUUCAUGGUGUUCUUUCUGAGGCAAAAACACGCGAAGAGCGCAAGAUGUUAGCAACCUUCACUUCCUUUAUAGUUUGUCUCAUGAGGAAGUAUGUGCAUGUGGAUGUGCAAUUUGAGUAUGAGUGAUCAGCCACUAGGUCGAGUGGGUAUUCAUCAUCCUUGUUCCGUUCAACUCUUGCCAUUAGCUUUGCUUCUGAUCCUACUUCAUGACGAGCAUAUAUUUUAUAAUCGGCAGCUGCAUGUACCAUCGGACAUGGUUAAAGAAAGCUUGAGAGCACCUAUUCACAAAACUGCAGAAGAUUCCUGUAUUUGCCCAUCGCAUUAUAGCUCGGACGGCAGAACCGGAUGCUAUUCCUUCUUCUGAGAAACCCUCUCCCUUUCUCCUGCUUCAUUUGUUCAGCUGUAGUGGAAUGAUUCAGUUGAGAUUUUAAGUGCACAUCAUAUCAAACAUCUUUUGGAUAUUCAUGAGAUUAGAAUUCGGUUCGAGAUUCUCUUGGUAUGUGCUGCCAUAGUGCAAGUUUUUGUAAACUAUACCAUUUAAAGCUCACAGUUCAUGCCCUUA